This is a messenger RNA of Oncorhynchus gorbuscha (pink salmon), 4132 nucleotides long. Its product is annotated as carbohydrate sulfotransferase 15-like. Gene Ontology annotation, molecular function: N-acetylgalactosamine 4-sulfate 6-O-sulfotransferase activity. The coding region runs from base 1238 to 2788 and encodes 516 amino acids. Gene Ontology annotation, biological process: hexose biosynthetic process. Lineage: Eukaryota; Metazoa; Chordata; Actinopteri; Salmoniformes; Salmonidae. The record is from RefSeq and is a predicted model, not a curated record. The transcript has 9 exons.
UUGUAUUGCUGUGAUUAUUGCGGCUGUCGAGUACCCAAAUCCUCUCUUCCCUUGGUCCCUUCCACUCUUCAGACUCUUGCAGCUCGGUCAUAAAAUAAUCUGGAGAGACGAGAUGCUUCAUAGGUUAUUGCUUUCCUAGGAUCCUUGGGAUAUCCAUGCCCUAAACCCUAACCUCAAUUGUUACCUUAAUUUAACCGUGUUGAAUUUGAAUUGCAAUGUAGUGACGUCAGAGUGUGGACACCCGAAGGAUCCCACUUAGAUCCUUGCUUGAUAGUCAGUAAACGCCCGCGCUAUAAAACCAGUGUUUGAUAGAGUGCCAUUCAAAAGAACGCAGUUGUGAAUUCAUUAUAAUGUGCCUGUAUAAACUCGUAUACCUUACCUUAUUGAGACAAAACUGAGUUAAUUUUGUAUUACUAGAAUGGAUGUGGAAUGUUCACGAAGAGCGCGCAAAGAAGUCGCUUUGAUUGAUUCAUCGGAUCUUGAAUAAAUCAAGCCUACAAUCCGGAUGUUUGAUGCUGGCUCUGGCAGACAAUAACUUUCCAUGGGUUUUACAGAGAGAGGACAGGAGACCCUCUCCGUCAGCAACACCAAGAUCACGACCAGGAGAAGAACACGUUCAGCUGAGACCUUCAGGGGAGCGUUAUCCGACAAGAACUCACACUCUCGCUGCUAUGAGCUGCCUGUGAGGUUGUCAUGAGUAAUUGGGCUGAAGUCACCCUUGCUAGUGGAGGAAGAAGAAUUCAUCUGAGAUGUCUCAUGUUCGAUCGCCCCUAACUGAACCCUCAUCCUGGAAUAAUACUUAGCACCUGGUCAGGAAACAGCUGUGGGCUGUCUAUAACACAGUCCAGGGCCCCUCAAAACACUACACCGUUGAAGGGGAAAAACGAAUCACAGAUUAAUUGAGAAUAGUCGUGUCCAAAAGUUUCCUCUGUUUUAAGCACCGUAUGUGGUGUUACAGUACCUGGUGUGCCUACAGCAACAUUUGGAGCAGUCAUGAUGGAUGAACCCUCCACUGCUCCUCCACACACCUCCAUCCCAUUAUAGAUGUGCCUUGACGGCAGAUGUGCCUCGAAGUCCCUCCCCUCUGACACCACCCAUCCCCCUCCACACAGCUCUGUUCCAUCAGGUCUACAGCAUGUCUCGUACAGACUACAAACAUGGUUCCAUUCCUCAAAUGGACUACACAUAUGGCCCACCCUGCCCUAUGUAAGUUGAGAACUACAGGAAGAGACUCACAAUGUCCUAUUUGGACGAUGGGGAUAACAGCCGCAGAGGCCUGCCCAGUGUCCUAGAGUUGAGGCGGGUUCCUCUAUGGUCAUUGGGGCCCCUGAGGAGUGUCAGAAAGGUCAAGGUUAUCAGCUUCCUGCUAGGAUUGACGUUGACCUUCCUCAUCAUGGCGUCUUACAUCUUAACCUGGGAUAAAAAGGGUCUGAUGCUGACCCUGUCACCGUUCCACCUCAGGACUAUAGUCAACCCAAGCAGCACCCUCCCCCAUAAUCUGUCUUCUACCAAGGACUACGCCAACAUUAAGCUCCUGGUGAAGUGCAUUACAUCUAAGCUUGAGUUCAGCCCAAGGAAGCUGCCUCUUCUGAAGGACGUUGUCAAUACGGACUCUCAUUUGUUUUCCGUUAUUCCUCGUCAGUUCCUCCCCAAUAUCAAGAGUCCAUGCUGGUAUGAGGAGCUCUCUGGGAAAACCAAAGUGGAUCCUUACAGUAAAAACUUGUAUGCAGUUCGCUCUAAGAGUUUCCGGACUGUCUGUGACUACCUAAGGAAACAUUUCCAGGAACACUUGUACCACAGUGACGACAAUAAGCAAUACCGCCUGCGCUGUCUGCCAUACUUCUACAUAAUUGGCCAGCCCAAAUGUGGCACAACGGACCUGUUUCACCGACUGCUGCUACACCCGGAGGUCAAGUUCACCACCAUGAAAGAGCCCCACUGGUGGACAAGGAAAAGGUUUGGUAUCAUCCAUCUUAAAGAUGGCCUCCUAGAACGCUUCCCUGUGGAGGAUUACCUGGACCUGUUUGAACUGGCUGCCUACCACAUCCAGGAGGGAAUACUGGGGAAUACCUCUGUAGACCACAGCCAGCGACACAUUAUUACAGGUGAAGCAAGCGCAUCCACAAUGUGGGACAACCAAGCCUGGAGCUAUCUCUAUAACUACCGGGCAGAUGGGGAGCCUCCUUUCUUGGCCCAGGACUUCAUCCACGCAGUUCAGCCCAACGCUAAAAUCAUUGUCAUGCUCAGAGACCCAGUAGAGAGGUUAUAUUCAGACUACCUGUACUUCAACAUGGCUAACAAGUCUGUGGAGGACUUUGACCUGAGGGUCUCAGAAUCCCUACAGCUGUUUGAGGCUUGUUUAGCAGAAAACUCUGUGCGUUCCUGUGUCUACAACACAAGCCUCUCCAAUGCCAUGACGGUCAGACUGAACCUAGGACUGUAUAUUGUCUUCCUGCUGGACUGGUUGACUGUCUUCCAUAGAGAUCAGAUCCUAGUUCUGCAGUUAGAAGAUUACGCUGCCAAUCUGAGACUCACCAUACGUAAAGUCUUUGACUUCCUAAAUGGCCUUUAUCUGAGCAGUCGGAGGCAGCUCUCACCAAGAGGCCCAUGUCCAACACACGGAGAGCAGCAGACAGGAGCCUGGGCCCCAUGCUGCCCAGCACCAGGGACCUCCUCAGGGAGUUCCACCAGCCAUUCAACCACAAACUGGCCACAAUCCUGGACAACAAGGUCUUCCACUGGACAGAGACAUAAGGAAUGGCUCCACCUCAGAUGGAUACAGACCUGAGGAAUAAGUACUGUACUAAAUCCCCCAUGGUCAUUUGAGUCCUAUGAGAUGAAUUGUCAAGUGGGAUAAGCCACGGGACAUGAAUUAAGUCACAAUGGGAGAACAUAUAGUCAGUAAAAUGUAUGAGGUGCUCCGAAGACCUGAGCAAUGCAUCUGUCUAGUGCUUGAAGUUUUUCCUUUUGUUUGCCUUUCGUGAUGAUGCAGUGACGGCGGUGCCCUUAUACUGUAUAUUGUAGAAUCGUUUGCUUUUUGUAGGAAAGACUCUUGGAAAAUGACUGGGAGCCUGGUGGACUACUCCCUCUAGUGGGAAAGCUUUGACACGACAAAUAUUGAGAGUAAAAAGAGAGCCAUGCUAAUGAUCUGUCAUUUUAAAAUACUGUUUGCCACUGGGUAUUUUACUCUCAAUCCUUGUGAAACCAUUAUGUAAAAAACAAUUUGGGAGCAAACAGCACAAUGGAUUUUAUCAUGUUGCCUACAAUUUUCUUUAAAAACAAACAUGAAACACCCCGUCUUCAACGCCAUACGCUGAUCUGUUUAACCACAUUCAAUUAAGUAAAGGGCAAAGAAGUGACCACGUGGUCGUAACCUGCUUUUUUAAUGUGAAAUAUGUUGAUGCCAUUCUACACUGGCCUAGACUCACAAUGGACACAUCCUCACACCAGAGGGCAACAGAACCACAGAGACACACUAUGGAAUCUCAUUUCUCGCCAAUGCAAGUCUAUCUUCUCACCAAAGACUGGCAAAUUUGUUUCUAACUUAUAUUUUCCAGUAGUUUUCUUGUUUGUACACGCUCUGCACAUGGACACAUUUUACGUAAACUCAAGCAUCAAGCCUAACUUGACUGAUGGGCCGCCCCGAGGUGAUGAGGGUAGGCGACAACACAUUCACAACGCUGACCCUCCACAUGGGGGACCCUUAGAGGUGCAUGCUUAGUCCCCUCCUGUCCUCCCUGUUCACCCACGACUGUGUGGCUGCACACGACUCCAACACCAUCGUUACGUUUGCCGAUCACUGGUAGGCCUGAUCACUGAUGAGACGGCCUAUAGGGAGGAGGUCAGAGACCUGGCAGUGUGGUGCCAGAACAACAACCUCUCAUCUUGGAGCACCAAGUCUGGGAGCUAAAGGCUCCUGAACAGCUUCUACCCCCAAGCCAUAAGGCUCCUGAACAGUUAGUCAAAUGGCUAGCAGGACUAUUUGCGUUGACCCCCUUUUUCUUGCACUGACUCUCUUGCACUGGCUCUAUGCACACUCACUGGACUCACACAUACUACACUGACUCUCUUGCACUGGCUCUAUGCACACUCACUGGACUCACACAUACUACACUGACUCUCCAACACAUAC